Molecule: messenger RNA, 1344 nt
Organism: Dendroctonus ponderosae (mountain pine beetle)
Lineage: Eukaryota; Metazoa; Arthropoda; Insecta; Coleoptera; Curculionidae
Gene: spidey
Product: very-long-chain 3-oxoacyl-CoA reductase
Exons: 2
Coding region: 162-1109 (315 amino acids)
Cellular component (GO): endoplasmic reticulum
Molecular function (GO): oxidoreductase activity
Source: RefSeq, a predicted model, not a curated record
ACGGAACUUGUUAUGCUUUCAGACGCAGUCAGAAGCGCGCUUUCACUGCGCUAUAAUACUUGAUUCAUUUCUUUACCCAAUUUCUUAUCAGUUAAUUUGAUAACGUUUUAUUGUAGACUUAAGGUGGGCGUUAUCAUUUUCGAAAACUAUUGAAAACUGAAAUGUCUACGGUGUACGCUAUGGAUACAGUCGGAAUUUUGUGUACAGUAGUGGUUGGAUUUUGGAUUCUAAAAUUUCUUCUAGGAGUGAUUUAUAAAAACUUCUUGGCAACCGCACUAAGAAUUAAUGCGGUAAACUUGAGAGAAACUGGAAAAUGGGCAGUGGUCACUGGUGCGACGGACGGAAUAGGAAAAGCAUACGCGGAAGCGCUCGCAAAGAAGAAACUCAAUGUAGUCCUCAUAAGUAGGACACAAUCUAAACUAGAGGAUGUUGCUACUUCAAUAACACAGAAAUUCAAUGUAGAAACGAAAAUCAUUGCAGCAGAUUUCACUAAUGUGGCCGAGAUUUACCACAAUAUCGACAAGCAGCUUCAUGGAUUGGAUAUUGGCGUACUCAUUAAUAAUGUGGGGAUGAGCUAUCCGUAUCCGGAAUACUUCUUAGAGCUGAAGAACAAAGAUGAAAUUUAUGACAAUAUUAUAAAAUGCAAUAUUUUUUCAGUCACGAAUAUGUGUAAAAUUGUUUUGCCUGGAAUGGCGGAACGAAAACGGGGAGUUAUUGUGAACAUAUCGUCUACAGCAGCCUUAAUUCCCAGCCCAUUGCUGAGCAUCUAUGCAGCAUCAAAGUCUUUUGUUGAAAAGUUUUCUGAGGACCUAUCGACAGAGUAUUCUAGACAGAAUAUCACCGUCCAAUGCGUGCUGCCAGGAUAUGUGGCGACCAACAUGUCCAAAAUCAAAUCAGCUACUUGGAUGGCACCAGCCCCUGCCAAAUAUGUGGAAGAAGCUCUAUCUACCAUAGGAGUAAGAGAAAAGACUACGGGAUAUUUUCCUCACACCCUACUGGUUGGGGUAAUUCACUUUUUGGACUCCAUAUCGCCUCGCUUAUCCAGAUGGAUUAUCGUCAGAACCAUGACCAAUAUUAGAUCAAGAGCAUUAAGAAGACAAAUUCACUAAAGACAAUUUACUACCUAUUUAAAAUGUAUGAUUAAUAUUGGAAAACAAUAUGGAUUGGCCAUAUAAUCGUGAGCUUUGAUAAUAACUGAUCUUACUUUGCUCUAAUUAUUAAUUAAUUGUGAUUAUAUCUAUACUAGGUAUAAUUCCGAAGAGGGCCAGUUAUGCAUUGUUUAAUAAACCUUGUGGGUUACUCUAGAAUUAUAAAAAGUUGAAAAUAAAAUAGUUUAAAACUGUU